Cercospora beticola is the source of this 1375-nucleotide messenger RNA. It is a transcript of the gene OGG1, whose product is annotated as 8-oxoguanine glycosylase OGG1. Gene Ontology annotation, cellular component: nucleus. Gene Ontology annotation, molecular function: 8-oxo-7,8-dihydroguanine DNA N-glycosylase activity; damaged DNA binding. The record is from RefSeq and is a predicted model, not a curated record. Gene Ontology annotation, biological process: nucleotide-excision repair; base-excision repair, AP site formation; base-excision repair. Lineage: Eukaryota; Fungi; Ascomycota; Dothideomycetes; Mycosphaerellales; Mycosphaerellaceae.
CUCUACACGACUUUGCAAACCCACAAAAUCUCGACAAGAUGGGCGCACUCAACCUGGCUGAAUGGCAGAAGCUGCCAAUCUCGCUCUCCGAACUUUGUAUCAACACCACACUCCGCUGUGGCCAGUCCUUCCGAUGGCGCAAGAACGAUCUCGGCGUCUGGUCUAUCGCGCUACACAAUCGCAUCCUGUCUCUACACCAAGAUAAAGAGUACUUAUACUACCGCUCAAUACCGCCAUCGCCGCAAAGUAUCAAGAUUGAGGCGCCCCCAACACCGCCCUCUUCCAACCCGCCAAGCCUGCCCGAAGGUGGCGAGAAAGACGAAGUGGAAACUCUCGACCUCAUCAAACACUACCUGAAUCUGGAGCCUAAUCUCACAGACCUCUACAAAGAAUGGUCUUCCAACGAUGCGAACUUCGCCCGUCGAGCGCCCGCUUUCACAGGAAUUCGGAUCCUCAAACAAGAUGCCUGGGAAGCACUCGUAGGCUUCAUCUGCUCAUCCAACAACAACAUCAUCCGCAUCUCCCAAAUGGUCCACAAACUCUGCUCCAACUACGGUCCCCUCCUCGGCCACCUCGAAGACGAACCCUACCACGACUUCCCCACACCCCAAGCACUUUCCGUUCCAGGCGUAGAACAAACACUCCGAAACCUCGGCUUCGGCUAUAGAGCAAAAUACAUCGCAACCACAGCACGCCUAAUCACAGAAAAAGACGACCCAGAUUGGCUCGACUCAUUACGGAAUCCUGAAUCUCCCGUUUUAGGCGUCUCACCAUCUCCAGCAGGUCCUUUCCUCCCAGAAGGUCGCGAAGGCUAUCGCGCUGCGCACGAAGCGCUUUUGACUCUGCAAGGUGUCGGACCUAAAGUUGCAGACUGCGUAUGUCUCAUGGGACUUGGCUGGGGAGAAGCUGUACCUGUUGAUACUCAUGUCUGGCAAAUUGCGCAACGGGAUUAUAAGUUUGGGAAAGGCAAACAUGCGAGUCUGACAAAGGUCACCUAUGAUGCGAUUGGAGCGAAGUUUAGGAGUUUGUGGGGGAAAGAGGCGGGUUGGGCACAGUCGAUUCUGUUUACGGCGAAUUUGAAGGCUUUUAGUGAGAGGGUUGUGGGGGUGAAGAAGGAGGAAGGUGUGGUGAAGGAAGAGGAGGGCGAGGGUGGAGAGGAUGCAACGAGAAGAGUGGUGAAAACGGAGAAGCUGAUCAAGCGGGAGUAUGUGGACGAUGAGGAGAGUAAGGUGUUCGAAGUGGAGGAGAAGAGCACAAGGGCGAAGCGAAAGAGGAGAAAUUGAGCGCCACGCUGAAAGUGGUACUUGAUUAAUGCUCAAGAGCAGCUUGCAUACUCCAUUGAACCGCCUAUGAUCAUACCAGUAACGCCAAACGC